AUGUCCAUCGCCAUCCCUCCGCUUCCAAGCAGCAGCCAGCGCUCCGAGAGCAGGAACAGCAAUCACUCCCGAUCCGUUUCUGAAGCCUCGGUAGCGGUCUCUCGGCCAGGUGGCGGCUCAUCGCACAUUCGCAGUCGGCCAAGUCUCGACAUUUCGCCGAGUCCCAAACCCCCAGUUCAACUCGACGAGGCCGAGCUGCGCGCCAAGCACAUUGCUGGGCAACUCGCCGCCGAGAAGGCACAGAAGGAGCGCGCAAGGGCCGCCGAAGCUAUCCGCCAGCAGAACAAGCUCGCCUCUGAGCGCGCCGAGUUGACCGGCAACACCAGCUUGGGCAGCGCAGCGGGAGCGAGUAUUCGGCGAUCGGAAAGCGUCCUUCGUUCCGAACGUGAGCGUGCUGAGCGCGAAAAGGCCGCCCGCAUGGACCUGGAGCGCCAGCAGUGGCUCGCUCGCGAGGUCGAGCGGGAGGCCCGCGUAAGUGCCCAGCAGGAGGCCGAGGCCAAGGAGAGGGCCAAAGUGGCAAAGGCCAAGGAGGAGGAGGAGGCUGCUGCUCGUCGCCGAUCUCGUGAGGUCAAGGAGAUCAUGGAGCGUGCCGAUGCCGAGCGGCUGGCUCGCGAGGCCAAGGCUCGCUCCGAGCGGUUGGCCCGGGAGGCCAGGGAAGAGAGGAAGGAGACUGAACGGAGGGAGGCGGAGAAGGAGAGGAGGGAGGUUGAGCGGAAGGACAAAGAGAGACGUGAUGUUGAGCGUUAUGAAGCAGAGAGGAGGGAGGCUGAGAGGAAGGAGAAGGAGAGAAAAGAUAUGGAGCGGAAGGACAAGGAGAGGAAGGAGGUGGAGAGGAGGGAGAAGGAGAGGAGGGAGAAGGAGAGGGAGGCCGAGAGGCGCGAGGCAGCCGAACGGGAGCGCAAGAACAAGGAAAGGCAACAACAACAGCAACAACAACGCGAUGAACAAGCUCAACAGCAACGUGCGAUGGCUCCAGACAAUGCCGCCUUCCUCGAAUACCCGCACCACGACAAGCCAGUCCCGGAGGGCACCAAAUACAGAAUCGAAGGAUGCCCGUGCUGCACCGCCGCCCCCCGUAUUGUCGAAAUCCCUCCCGGCAACCCCAGCAACUACGAGCCCGACCCAGUCAUCAGCCGGCAACGCAGCCAGCGUAAGCGCCAACUCGAACUCGAACAACGCCAGGAACAACUCCGCCAGCAACAGCAAGCAGUCGGUCCCAGCACCAACAACCGCCACUCUAGCGCCAUCCCUGGCACAAACGCCGGCCGCAGCAGGCAGUCAAUCGACUACCUUGCUGGCGGCGUCAGCCUCCAUGACUAG
Apiotrichum porosum is the source of this 1320-nucleotide messenger RNA. RefSeq lists its product as uncharacterized. The coding region runs from base 1 to 1320 and encodes 439 amino acids. The record is from RefSeq and is a predicted model, not a curated record. Lineage: Eukaryota; Fungi; Basidiomycota; Tremellomycetes; Trichosporonales; Trichosporonaceae. The transcript is spliced from 4 exons.